UUAUUACCUUGACAAGAUUUCCUAGAGAGGAUUCCAUGAAGUUUCCUUUCAGUGGUUGGCUAGAGAAUUUUUUUUUGUUCUUCUAAGGUGGAUGUAUGUUAUCUUUGAUUUAAUUGAUGCCAGUGAUUUGUGUAAGGAGCUUAGUAGCUUACAGUGGUGUUUCGAAGAGACCGGGCGGCAGUGAUGAGGUAAAUUGUGGAUCUGUUGGUCACUGCAUAUACACUUGUGUAGGUCGUAGAAACAUAUGACUUUUUUUAGUUAAUUUUAAUCAAAUAUGUAAGUGAUGUGAGAAAGGACUUCUCCAUAAUCCCUUGUAAUGCACGCUUUGUGAUUAUUCAGUUAAUGAUAAGGCUGAUAAAAUGCAUUGGUUCUCAAGACCAGGAUCCAUAAACUUUUAUCUUUGACAUCUUUUACGGAAGAACAUUGUCUUGGCCUUUUUCCAAAAGAAAAUCCAUCUUAUUAUGAGGUGGGAUAUGGUGCCAGGGCUGGCUUAGACACUUGAUAGACCCUGGGGAAAAAAUUUAAGUAGGCCCCUCCAACAUAUAAAAACAUGCUACUUAUAAAACUGUUACUACAACUAAUAUACUAACAACUAACAAAUCUUUCAUUUCUUUUUCUCAAUUACUCAUUUUCCUAUAAUAAUAAGCUUAAAAACGUCUAGAGCUCUUACCUAAGGAAAACACAAGAUUCAUUUAUUUUUAAACAUUUUUCAACCAACAAAUCUUUCAUUUUAUCAUCAAGAUUAUUCCACCUUAUAUUAUGAAUUUCCUAGAAAUGAGUGAGCCUGAAAUUAGAAAAAACCUUGAAAAUUCAGUUAGACCAUUCACAUUUCACACACUAAAUUAUAAAAACACUAUUUUUUCUCAGAUACUUUUCAAAUGAAAAUCAUGUGAACACAAAAAUAUAUGACAUACCAUAGAUCAAUAUCUAAAAACGAAAUCUUAUCAGAGAGAAUUGGUUGAUAAAAUUCAAGUAUUUGAUGUAAAAAAAAUUUUUCUGAAAUUUAGGGAAGGAAGAUGAAAGGUUUGUAAGAACAAGUUAAUCGAAAAAAAAAAAACCUAAACAAUAUGUCGACACUUUACAAGGUUACUGAUAUUUUAAAUAGGCCCUUACCUUGUAGAUCCCGUGGCUAUGUAUAUUCUUUUUAAACACACGCACAAUGCAUAUGAGUCCUGAAAAAAUAUGUCAACACUUUAAAUAAUUACAUGGUUAACUAAAAUUUGUUUGAUGGACUCCUUACCUUGUGGGCCCCGGGGCGGUGCACUCAUUAUCCCUCCCUCUAAGUUGGUCCUGACUGGCGCAUGUACUCAAUAGCACUAUUAUUAUAUAUCUAGAAACAUAAUUUAUUGAUAUUAAAGAUCAUUCGAUAUUUCUAAAGAUACAUCUUUGACCAGAUACUUUGGCACCUAGUAAAAGUUAUUAGUCAAAAGUCAUAUCCGUAAAAAUAUUAAUGAAGGAUUUGAAUAUUUUCACUUAUAAAUGUAUACUUUAUACAUAUAAGAGUUACAAGUUAAGAAAAACAAACUAGUUCAAACGAAAAUAAAGAUCAAAGUCUUCACCAAGUGUUUGGAAAAAUAGCUGAUGGCGAGUGAUCAAAUCAUGCAUGUGCAACCUGAAGUUUUAGAUAUUGAUGAAACCAAUAACUAUUUGAACGGUCAAUUAUUGAAGUUAUGUGCUGGACCUCUGUUUGAUACUCCAAAAGUUGGAGAGAAACUAGUUACUUCUAUCAACGACGAACUUUGUCAACUAAAACCAAUUUUUGAUAUUCCUUCAAAAAUUUGUUGUAAUGUUUUUAGUAUCAACCUUAAGGUAGAGAACAAUACUAAUGACAUUUAUGCAGAGGUUGCUUUGUUGCCUGAUACAUCUGAUGUUGAAAUUCCUAUUCCUAAAAACGAAAACAACAUACAAAACAUUAACUAUUUCACCAAGGUGUUAAGUGCUUCUGAUACCUGCAAAACUGGUGGUUUUGUUUUGUAUAAACGACAUGCCAUGGAAUGUCUUCCCCUGCUGGAUAUGUCUCAGCUAACCCCAAGUCAAGAGAUAAUUGCUAAAGAUAUUCAUGGUCACAAAUGGAGUUUUAAACACACUUUAAGAGGUACACCAAAAAGACAUCUUUUCACAUGUGGUUGAAAUGAGUUUGCAAAAGGAAAAAAAUUGGUUGCUGGAGACUCUUUUGUAUUCCUUCGAGGAGAGAAUGGGGAAUCACGAGUUGGUAUCAGUAGAGCAGCUCAUCAGGAACGCAACAUACCAACAUCUUCAAUUUCAAAACAGAGUAUGCACCAUGGUGUAGUUGCUACUGCACUGAAUACUAUUAAAAACAAAUGUAUGUUUGUUGUGUUCUAUAAGCCAAGAUCGAGCCAAUUCCUUGUCAACUUCGAUAAAUUUGUAGAUAGAGUGAAUAAUAAGUUUAGUAUAGGCUCCAAAUUUUCGAUGAAGUUCGAAGGAAAAGAUUUAAAUGAAACAAGAUACAAUGGAACAAUAGUAGGAGUGGGAGAUUUCUCCACUCAUUGGAAGGAUUCAGAAUGGCGAAGUCUAAAAGUGCAAUGGGAUGGAACUGCAACAAUUCCACGACCUGAUAAGGUAUCUCCAUGGGAGAUUGAGAUGCUAACACAGUCAUCAAACAUUUCCAAGUCAGAUUAUCUAAAAAAUAAACGUCAAAUCGACGUAUAUGAAUUUGGUUCAAAAAUGUGGUCUCCUACCUUGUCCCAAGGCCAAGAAUCGGGACAGCCAAGCAUACAAUCUUCCAUGAGAUACUCAUUCUCUACCAUGUACAAUGAGCAAAUGGCUCAAGCAAUGAAAGAAACGUCAACCACAACCGCAACUACUAGCUGCAGACUGUUUGGAGUUGAUCUAGUGAAUCCCGCUACAACAAAGGAUCCAGUGGAACCUAUUGACUCAAACAAAAAAUUGAAGAUUUCUAAAAUCUUUGAGGAUGAAAAGAUUGACCAUGUCCAAGCUAGAAGUCAUACUAAGGUUCAUAUGGAAGGUGUCAUAGAAAGGACUGUAGAUUUAACUAUAUUUGAUGGAUACAGUCAGUUGAUCGAUGAACUAGAAAGACUUUUUGAUAUCAAAGGCGAGUUGCAUAUGCACAAUAAAUGGAAAAUGUUUUUCAUAUAUGAUGAUGGAGAUAUGAUGAUUCUUGGAGACGAUCCUUGGACCAAAUUUUGUUAUAUGGCGAAGGAAAUAUUCAUAUGUUCAAAAAAGGGUGUCAAGAUAGGGAUAGCAGAUAAUAGAUUCUCUGAAGGUGAUCCAACAUUAACAACAACAAUCUUACCACCAGAUGUCAACAACAAUUAGAGAGUUUUGGUUUUAAAAAUUAAAUGUUGCUUGUUUUUAUUAUAUAUUGAAUAAAAGGGUUUGAAUCUUGUGUAACUUAAAAAUAUAUUAUGGAGUGUUUGGUAUUUGAUGAUUGGUGUCUUGUCUAGCAGUUGAAGUUAUAAAUGAAGAAACUAUAUUCUUCUUUUUUUGUUUUUAAUCUUUUGUUCACUUUUUUAGUAUUGUGCGUGUAUGUCUUUUUGGUAUUACAUAUAUUAUGGCAUGUUUUGGCAUUUGAUAGUGGCGUGUAAUCACUCUUCUCAAGAACUCUCUGCCAAGGUAACAUGAAUAAAUAACUCGGUGAAUAUGACUUAUAUGAGAAAAAUUGGAAAUGCUACUCCCAAAACUACUUUCACAGCUUCAGAGACUUGGAGUCAUCUUCAGGUUCAGCUUCCUGUGUUAAAUGGCAUCAGUCAGUUUUGAUCAAAAGCUCAAUGCCAAGCAUGGAUAGGAUAAGGGUUGGGGUCUCAAUGUUCCCUCGGAUUUUCUUCUUUGCGCAAGCCACCAAGAGAACAUACAGCACAUCUUUCCGGUUGCUCAUAUUCCUUUGAGGUUUGGUCUUUCUUCUCGUCCAAACUCCAUUAGUGCUGUUAUCCAAGCCGGUAAGGUGCAUCUACAUUUUCAGACUGUCCUUUAGGGAGAGAGGAACAGAUUGAGAAGGAGUGCAGUCUUUGUAAUGAACUCCACCGAGCCUAUAAAUUGUUCCCUUGCUUGUCUGCACACUCUAAAGAAGGAAACAAGGAAAUAAGUUAGCAGUUAGGUGAUUAAACUAAACACCUAUCACAAGCAAUGACAAUCUACUCAGAAUAGCACAGAGCUCACUAUAUCAACAACUUAGAAUUAUACCAAACAAUUAAGCAAGUUAAUCUAGUUGAGGCAAAGAGUUAACUAGGGGAGUCAAAAUUUGCACAAUCAAAUAGGGAAGAAAACAAAGCUUUUACGGGGGUUCAGAAUUUAUGCAAAGCCAAUGACAAGUAAUCAAAAAGAUGCGGAAACGAAAAAAAAAAGAUAAUACGAAAAACAAUCUUCAAAACAAAAGACUUUUAUUUUGAGUUUUCGUAUGAACGUUCCAGAGACAGAAUCGUACAUGAAGUUUGCAUGGAAGCGAGAUUACAACACAAAUCUAAUAACAAAGGCAGAAAAAUAAUCUAGGUUCAAUAGAGUAACCACCUAUGUCAAGAAAAUCUAUAUGAGUCGCAACUCAUUUAGCAAAAGACGAAAAUAAAGCCUAAGGUUUCUAAUUGCAGAGAGUUUUGAUAGCUAAGUUUCUUACCCCUUUCUUCUCUGUCCCGGCCUUGUUGAUAUACACCUUCAAGGUCGCACGUGUUGCAAUUUUCCUGUAGACCCAUAUCUUCAAUUUUCUCCCAUCUUUCUUUAUUUGUCGAGAUAUGAGUUUAUCUCUUUCAGAAAUCUUUCAUUAUCUUGUUUUCUUCCUUAUUCCUUCCCAGACAAAGUAAACAGUUGAUAUACCUUGGUUUUUAUGAAUUUUAACCAUGGCAUAAGACCGGUUUUAAAGUAUAUAUUAUGUGUUUUGGAGUCAUUUUAUGAUCUUUCCAGGUUCAUGUAUACUUUGGGUCAUUUUGGAGAUUAUGGAGCAAUUUGAAAUGCAGAACUGUGUAGAUGUGUCAGAGGUUUGGCAUCAGAUGGAGGUCUUCUCACCAAUGGAUGAAGCUCAUAAUUUUACAAAAGAUAUCAAACUUAUUUAGCUUUUAAGUUCCGCCUGUUUGAGGUUGAUCCAUCGGUUAGAUCAAAAUUUAUGCGCAUAUUACUGAAGAGUGGUCUGUCUGACUCGUGAGAGGAAGCUGCUGAAAUUCUGGUGUGGUGUUGAGCAAAACUACAUGGAUGCCGAACGACACCCAAACUAUUAACACCCGACUAGUGAUUUAAUGAAGUUUCAAGAAUUGAAAGUUGGCACAAUGUUUCUUGUAUUUGCACAAGAGUCCUUGAAUAUGUUUUAACCUAUUUGUACUAAUUUUAAGCCAUUGUUGAAAGCAAAGCUUUUUUAGAUGUGGAGAGAUUAUAAAUAACUCAUUCAGAGUCUUCUCUGAACUCAUGUUUUGAUUCAUCUAUGAAUUCUAUCCAGACUGUGAUUUGUGUUAUUGUUUUCAUGUCGAGUAGAUCACUUGUUAGGUCAUUUUUAAUUUUAAUUUACCAGCUUCCAUUGAUACCAAAUAUUUGAUAUUAGUAACAAUAUCAAAACAAUAUAUUACAAUAUUUCAAAUUUAUGCUAUAAUCGCGGGUUGGAAUGAAUAUUCGGUAAUUUUGAUAAUAGUUUCUAUUUUCAAAAUUUUGUGGUUCUAUACAUCGACACCAAAUUAAGACCACUAUUAUGUAAUUAAUACACAACAAACAUCAUAUAUUAUACAUAUAAAUUCAAAAUAAAAAAAAUAAUCCGUGCAAUCCCACAGACACUAUAGAUAAAGUAUAACUGCAAAAUUAGAUUAACCAAACCAAAAACUAAAAUAACAAAACUCAAAUUCAUAAAUAACCGAACUAUUACUAUAUAUUUUGAACCAAAAUCAAAACCCAUAACCGAACUGUAACUAAACCGAAACCUAAAACAAUAAAUUAACGUGAAUCAAAAUUUAUAAAAUAUCAUCAAAUCUUCAUACAAUUUUAAUUUUAAAACGUAAAUUAUAAAUACAAAUAUAAGUAAUCCCGCACAACAGUGCGGGUCUGAAUCUAGUUUCAUCUUUACUUUUAACCACAUGAUCAUCUAUUCUCUUGUUCAAUUACAGGCACACUAUUUCUCUUCUCUCGUAUUUCUUUCGACUAGGUACAAGUAGUAUACCUCAUACAACUAAACAUGAUAACAAGUGGUAUGACUAGUAUAUAAAUGGGAUAUUUCAUGUACAAUAUCGAACUACAAAACCUAGCACGACUAGACAAAUAAAUAUCCUAACUGAUCUAUGGUGACAAAUUUUCUUCUAUUUUAUUUGAUGUUUUCAAAUCUUGGUUAAAUUAUUACAUUAAACUCUUAAAUUUACAUAUAUACUUCAUACUUGUAAUGUUUGUUUACUAGAUUAACCAUAUUAUUACGAAAAGAAAGCAUAGAACAUAUUUUUACGAAAGUUAUUUUGUGAAAGAUAUUGAUACAACCCCUAAAAGCUAAAAAAGAUAAACAACUAGUAUAAUCUGUAUAACUUUUCUUUGUAUAUUCGACUGGUGUUACUGGUACAACUGGUACAAAUUUGACGUUUGAGAAAUUAACAUAGCCAAUUUGGUAUUUCAUAUGAGAAAAAUAAUCAAAUAUCCAAAUUGGUAUGUGAUUAGAAAGUUUUCUCCUAAUUUAUUUGAAGUUUUACAAUUUUUUUUAAAAAAUUAUUAUAGAAUCCCAUAAGUUUACAUGAUCUACUUUAUACUUUAAAUAUUUUGUUUACAUGUUUAGUCACAUUAUUUUGAAAUAUUAUACACCAAAUUUGUUUUUCUAAAUUAUGAUUUCAUCUAUGUUAGACAUAGUAUGUACACAUAAAUAAGUGGUAGAAUUGAUGCACAUAUAAUUUAUGUGUGGUACAACUAAGUUUUUUUAAUUUCACAACCAAAGUAACGUUUUACCUGGUAAAACUCAAAAUUGGUACAACUACAUAUUAUUAAAAUAACUUUGUUGUACCAGUUACUAAUCAUGCUUAUAUUUUUCUUUGUUGUGCUAGUUGUACCAGUUAUACGUGUCAUACAUAAUUUAUAUUUUCUAAUAGUGUGUCUUAUAGGCUUUCAUUCUCUUGAUGGAAGUAUAUUUCUAUAGAUAAUCUUAAAAUACAUGUGCAACAUCUCAUAGAAAAUGAUAUUAUAUUUGGUGCACAAAAAAAAAUCAUAUAUAUCAUCACUUUUCACUGCUUUUUAUGCAAAUAUAUUGAAACAUGCAAGUUUCACCAUGUUCUUCUUAAAUAUGUGUUUACAAUGGUAUAUCUCUUAUAUUAUUUUCAUGUGUAUAUCAAGAUAAUGGACUUUGAGGC
This is a messenger RNA of Brassica rapa (field mustard), 7268 nucleotides long. RefSeq names its product auxin response factor 22. NCBI's taxonomy places the organism in Eukaryota, Viridiplantae, Streptophyta, Magnoliopsida, Brassicales, Brassicaceae. The record is from RefSeq and is a predicted model, not a curated record. Gene Ontology annotation, biological process: regulation of DNA-templated transcription; response to hormone. Gene Ontology annotation, molecular function: DNA binding. Gene Ontology annotation, cellular component: nucleus.